Molecule: messenger RNA, 10074 nt
Organism: Leucoraja erinaceus (little skate)
Lineage: Eukaryota; Metazoa; Chordata; Chondrichthyes; Rajiformes; Rajidae
Gene: ptch2
Product: patched 2
Exons: 24
Coding region: 793-5106 (1437 amino acids)
Biological process (GO): smoothened signaling pathway
Cellular component (GO): plasma membrane
Molecular function (GO): smoothened binding; hedgehog receptor activity; hedgehog family protein binding
Source: RefSeq, a predicted model, not a curated record
CUAAUAUAAAUACACAUACACAGACUUAUGUGUGGCUCUGUGUGUGUGCGUGCGUGUGAGAGAGAACGGGAACUAGCGUUCCCACUACUUUCAUUUUUUUUAAGUUUCAAAAACUCUAACAAACUUUAUUUCGCCGGGACAAAGACCUUUAUGUAAACACAUAUCUAAACUAUAUACGAUCCUAUUUAGCUGUCAGUUUCGUGUAUCAGUUGGGAAACUAGUUUUUUUUUAAAACAGAAAAUAUUCAAGGGCUUGGAAAGAUCCGCGGAGAUCUUGUGUGCAGAAGUUUUCGCUACCUCCCAUUGAUGCUUCUACAACAUGGGUGGUCUAUCCACUUUGGUGAGCUGUUGCUUAGCAGCUAAUAAUAGUAGAUGUUUGCUAAGUAAUUUUGCUUCUUCCUUAGCCAAUGGGAAUCCGGUAGAGAGGACUUUCCAUCAACUCCUUUUGAUGGGCUGUAGGCGGGUUUUUCUCUCCAAAUGUUGGAUGCCUGAGAUCGGGAACAGAAGUAAAGAUUGAGCUGAAAGAGUAUUUUUUUUUCAUUCCGUGGUGUUAGAAGGACGAGUAAAAAGGAGCGAGCGAGCGAGAGAGAGAGAGAGAGAGAGAGAGAAACUACACGUGGAUGUAGAGUCAAGAUCCUCAAGGAUUUCUGCGCGAAAUGUUGGAAUGGAAAUAUCAGGCUUUCGCUCAGGAAGAGACUAGGGACUCUCCAGCUGGUUUUCUUGUCACUUUUGUGGAAUUAUUGCUGUUGUUGUUGUUGUUGAACCAAACGAUCGGCGACUGGUUUCCAGCGACAUGACUUCGGUUUCUGACCUUGCCCGGAACGAUGGAGCCUCCUUGCCCCCGCGGUACAGCCACCGAGCCCCGGCCGUUUGCUUGGAUCUGCAGCGGAGACCUAGUUACUGCCACGCUGCCUUCGCAUUGAAGCAAAUCUCCAAGGGUAAGGCAGAAGGGCGCCGGGCUCCACUGUGGCUCCGAGCCCAUUUCCAGGCCCUGCUCUUCAGACUGGGCUGCAGCAUCCAGCAGCACUGUGGCAAGUUCCUCUUCAUUGGUCUCUUGGUCUUUGGAGCUUUUGCAGUUGGCCUGAGAGUUGCAAGCAUUGAGACGGAUAUCGAGCAGCUUUGGGUGGAAGUGGGAAGCCGAGUGAGUCGAGAGUUAAUGUACACACGGGAGAAACUGGGCGAGGAGACGAUCUUCACAACGCAGAUGCUGAUUCAAACCUCGAAGAAGGAAGGGGAGAAUAUCCUUACUCAGGAAGCAUUGCUCCAGCACCUGGAUGCUGCCCUUGCAGCCAGCAAAGUACAAGUCUUUCUCUAUGGAAAGUCCUGGGAUUUAAACAAAAUCUGUUACAAAUCUGGAGUGCCUAUCAUUGAGAAUGGAAUGAUUGAGCGAAUGAUUGAGAAGCUAUUCCCCUGUGUUAUUCUAACUCCCUUAGACUGCUUCUGGGAUGGUGCCAAGCUUCAAGGAGGUUCUGCCUACCUACCGGGUAAGCCAGAUAUUCAGUGGAUGAACCUUGACCCUGUGCAGCUCCUGGAUGAACUGGGGCAAUUUACAUCUUUGGAAGGAUUCAGGGAGAUGCUGGAUAAGGCACAAGUGGGACAUGCCUACAUGGACAGGCUCUGCUUACAACCAGAUGACACUGAAUGCCCCGUGUCUGCCCGAAACAAAAAAUCACUGGAGGCUCCUAACAUUCCCACUGAAUUAACUGGAGGCUGCCAUGGAUUCUCAAAGAAGUUCAUGCAUUGGCAAGAGGAGCUGAUUUUGGGUGGUGUCAAGAAAAAUUCCCAGAACGUACUGCUGAGUGCUGAAGCUCUUCAGACAAUGUAUCUGCUGAUGAGCCCUAAGCAACUUUAUGAACACUUCAAGGAUGAUUAUGAAAUCCAUGAUAUCAAUUGGAACCUGGAGAAGGCAACGGCCAUUUUGGAGAGCUGGCAACGGAAGUUUGUUGAGGUGGCUCACGAGACCCUGCCUCAGAACUCCACACAAAAUAUCCACGCCUUUUCCACCACCACCCUCAAUGAUAUCAUGAAGUCUUUUUCUGAUGUCAGUGCCAUCCGUGUCGCUGGAGGCUAUUUGCUAAUGUUGGCAUAUGCAUGUGUGACCAUGCUGAGGUGGGACUGCUCAAAGUCCCAAGGGGCUGUGGGUCUAGCCGGUGUCCUGUUGGUGGCAUUGUCAGUAGCGUCAGGACUGGGACUGUGUUCCCUUCUGGGCAUUUCCUUCAACGCUGCAACUACCCAGGUACUACCAUUUCUGGCCUUGGGUAUUGGUGUUGACGAUAUGUUUCUCCUGGCUCAUGCAUUCACAGAGACAGGUCAAAAUAAGAACAUUCCUUUCAAGGACAGAACAGGCGAGUGCUUGAGACGAACUGGGACCAGCGUCGCGCUCACAUCCAUUAAUAACAUGAUUGCUUUCUCGAUGGCUGCAUUAAUUCCCAUCCCUGCUCUUCGUGCCUUUUCCUUGCAGGCUGCAAUAGUCGUGGUUUUUAAUUUUGCCAUGGUGCUCCUCAUUUUUCCUGCCAUCUUAAGCUUGGACCUUCAUCGACGGGAAGACAAAAGACUGGACAUUUUCUGCUGCUUUUCCAGCCUCUGCUCAACGAGGGUAAUACAGGUCCAGCCACAGGAGUUUGCAGAUGCGAAUGAUAGCCACAACUUUCACCCUUCUCUGAAUGGAGGGCCAACAUUUAGCCACAGCACCCUGAUCACCACCACCGUGCAGGCCUUUACCCAGUGCGAUCCCACCGGACAGCACAUUGUCACCAUCAUUUCGCCAACAUCUCAGAUCUCCUCGACUCCUCCCGUCAUUGUGCCUCCAGCAGAGCACCUUGGCUCUCAGGGAAUGGACCCCACCAGCUCCACCCGGGACUUACUAGCUCAGGUGGACGAGGCAAAUGCCUGCAGGGAAUGUGUUCAGAUGCCCUUUGUCAAGUGGAACCUGGCGGAUUUUGCACGGGACAAGUAUGCUCCACUCCUUCUCAAGACGGAGUCCAAAAUUGUCGUGUUGGUCCUCUUCAUGGCCUUGCUCGGGAUGAGCCUUUAUGGAACUACCAUGGUUCAUGAUGGGCUGUACCUUACAGACAUUGUUCCUCGUGAAACCAAGGAGUACAAUUUUAUUGAAGCCCAGUUCAAGUAUUUCUCCUUCUACAACAUGUACAUCGUCUCCAUGGGAGGGUUUGAUUACGCUGCAUCCCAGACGUUGCUGUAUGACCUGCACAGGAGUUUCAAUGGCAUCAAAUACAUUGUCCGUGAAGAGGAUAAAGAGCUGCCAAAGAUGUGGUUGCAUUACAUUCAGGACUGGCUAAGAGGACUCCAGGCUGCAUUUGAUGAAGACUGGCGGACAGGCAAAAUUACCAGGGAGGGUUACCGUAAUGGUUCAGAAGAUGGUGUCCUUGCCUAUAAAUUACUCAUACAAACAGGAAACAAGAAAGAACCCUUCAACUACAACCAGUUGUCUUCAAGGCGUUUGGUGGAUGAGGAUGGAAUCAUCAACCCUGAUGUCUUCUACAUCUACCUGACGGUGUGGGUCAGCAAUGACCCCCUCGGCUAUGCUGCAUCUCAAGCUAACUUCAACCCCCACCCACCCGAAUGGAUUCACGAUAGAUAUGACACCACUGGAGAGAAUUUGAGAAUUCCCACUGCCGAGCUGAUCGAGUUUGCCCAGUUCCCGUUCUACCUGACUGGCCUGCAGCAGACCUCCGAUUUCAUUGAAGCUAUCGAGACCGUCAGAGCAAUAUGUGAGGAGUUUUCCAAGAAGGGUGUUCUCAGCUACCCCAAUGGUUACCCGUUCCUGUUCUGGGAGCAGUACAUCGGCCUGCGUCACUGGUUCCUGCUCACCAUCAGCAUCGUGUUGGCCUGCACCUUCCUGGUCUGCGCUCUUCUGCUGCUAAAUCCCUGGACUGCUGGCAUCAUUGUUUUUAUUCUGGCUAUGAUGACAGCCGAGCUGUUUGGUAUCAUGGGACUGAUGGGAAUCAAACUGAGUGCAAUCCCUGUCGUGAUCCUGAUUGCCUCUGUUGGAAUUGGAGUGGAAUUCACUGUCCAUGUAGCUCUGGGUUUCCUAACGGCCAUUGGGAACAGGAAUCUGCGUUCUGCAUCGGCACUGGAACACAUGUUUGCACCAGUGAUAGACGGGUCAAUCUCCACACUACUUGGGGUCUUGAUGUUGGCCGGUUCUGAGUUUGACUUCAUUAUUAGAUAUUUCUUUGCCGUUUUAACCAUAUUAACAAUAUUGGGCAUCCUUAAUGGUCUGGUUCUCCUUCCUGUUUUGCUCUCAGUCAUUGGACCCCCAGCUGAGGUCACUCCAGCAGAUAGAGGCAGUCAAUUGCCAACGCCUUCUCCUGAGCCCAUUCCUCCACCCAUGAAUCAUCACGGGUUCUACAUCCAUUCAUUCCCACAGCAGCAGAGCAUGUUUAAUGAGUCCUCUGACUCGGAAUAUUAUUCGGAAGCCACAGUGUCUGGGAUCAGCGAAGAGGACCUGCCACAGUUUGACCAGAGUGCGUACAUCAUCCCACCAAUUCGCUCACAGAUACUGGUGGAGUCUGGAAACAAUCCUAACUUUCCUCGAGUCACCAUUGUGAAGCCGUACAAAGAUGUCAAGGAUUUGCCGCACAAGAAGAAGAAUUUAAACUCAAAAGUACCAGCUCGAUCCACUGUUGAUUCGGUUAGUUCUCAACUGGCUUGGCAAGAACCUCAAGACUUAAAUAAAGCAGCAGGAGAGGGGAGGCAACAGGUCUCUAACAAUGGACUGCACAGCAGAAGCGUUGCUCAACCCAUCCAGCCUGCCAGUUCCUCCAGGAGUCAACACAGGUCUCGCAACAGUAGGACUCACCAUCCUAGGACUACACUUCCUUCAUACUCCACUGGUGUGUUUGGCUCCAGUAACCCUUUCACAACGGUGACUGCCACGGCAUCAGUGACACUCUCCGUGCACCCGAGUGUACCACAGACAUUUAAAGGGUACACACACGAAGGGUUUGAGGACAGCGAGUCAGACUGCUUUGAGAUACCUUCUCCGUAUGUGAAUCAUGAGAAAACAAUGGACUCCAAGGAGGAGCUUUUUGAACUUCAGGAUGCUGAAUGUGAAGUGAGGAAAUUGGAAGCCCCAAGAAGGCAUUAGGUCGCCUCAAAUGAAUGUGGCAGCCAAAGAAUGCUUUUAUUCCCCCGUCAUCACCCCAGUCCAUCGCAUAUCCCGACAUCCUCUGGCUCAAGAAAUGUGUAAAACUGCCUAUGUACAUAAACCUCAUGAUGGAGACAGGAAGAUUUAUAUUAAAAUAUUAAGUUGGUGUUUAAAUAUAUUUUAAUACUAAAAAAAUCAAAACAAAACAAACCUAUUUAAUGAUGUACUGUAUACUUCUGUAUUACUGUAUAUACUGUGUAAAGCACCGGAGAAUUCAGAGUCAGAGUUCCAAUGAAUGGUAAGAUGUGUAGACUGUGUACGAUGAAGAGAAUUUUUGUAACUUUGGGUUCAGAUAAAUGAUAAUUGCUUGAUUAUUUUGCUGCUAUGCCUUUUAAAACUUAAAAGUUUAUCUAGAUUAGAUUCUCUAUCCUGUCAGGAUUUUCUUUCUAUGCAAGUACCUAGUCGUCAUGAAAGAAGUUUGUUUUCACUUCAGAUUACCGUGGUUAUGGAAGUAAUUUGACUUUCUCCCAGUUCUGUGCGUGGGACCUACUGUAAUUCCCUUUUAAAUAAUUUAUUAGCUCAGAGUAAAUCCCAAUCUUACAAAAUAUCAAAAAUACUAACCAUAUUUACACCACACAGUACCUGCCAUAUUGCAAACUGAUUUUUUUUUUAGCCUUUACCCCAUUGAAUUAAUUUCUCCAGUGGAUGGUGUCACGAGCAUUUAAGCAACGAUAUAAUCUAAAUUGGUAACAUGGGUAUCGAUGUGAUAUUCAUGUCAUCCACAGCCAUAUAGUUCACAAAAUGGCUACUGCCCAUUGUCGGCUCUUUGGAUUGCUCAUUAACGCUGAAGCUGCAAAAAAAUUGGAUUUAGGCUUCGCUAAUGGGCUCACUGACUAAAUUAGUACAAUUUUGAUCAGUCUCAACUCCGUGCCUGGCAUUUGCUGAGUUAGUUGACGUAAACCGAGGCUGGUGAUAGUGCGUGUAGGAAGGAACAGCAGAUGCUGGUUUAAACCGAAGAUAGAUACAAAAAGCUGGAGUAACUCAGUGGGACAGGCAGCAUCUUUGGAGAGAAGGAAUGGGUGAUGUUUCAGGUCGAGACCCUUCUUCAGGCGUUACUGAGUUACUCCAGCUUUUUGUGUCUAUCUUUAGUGAUAGUGCGGCAGAAAUGGCAUCCAUUCUCUUUGAUUACUUGGGUGUUCUUGCCACUGAUUUACCAGUGGAUUCCGACAGAACUCUGCACAUGCUCGGAGAAGAUAGGAUUUAGCUCAGGAAUCAUAACCCAUGGCAAACAACCUCUCCAAGCCCCAUCACCAAAGCUCAAAAAUGAGCAAGUUGGUAAAAGAUGACUUGUGUUGCACGGAAUCAGAGCACAGCGGGGGAAACAUCAAGAAGUGGGAGGCAAGAAAAUUGACAAGAGAAAAAUCCUUUGUCAUUUUAGCCUAUGUGUGAGAGAAACAUACCAGAGAGAGAAAGAAGUAAUACAUUUUGAUGAGAGAGAUGAUGUACAGUGGGACAAAGCUCAUGCAGAGUAGAACCACAGGGACGAAACACUAGCCCAGGAGAACAGCAUUGCAUUUUAACAGUCUCACCACGAUCUUAGCUAAUUUAGCAUGGUCAGUGAAUCAGCUCAUGAUCCAAAGAGCCCAGCAAGCUAGUGCCUUAAUUACUCCAGCAAUUAAGGCAACUUCAGGCUUUUUCUUCAAGAGCUUUAAAUGCCAUCCCAUUAGCUCUCACUGCAGACUGGGAGUUUGAGCUGUUCUGUCAGCAUGAAUUAGUGGGAAAUGCGUGAUUUCAGGAUACUUAACAUUGAUUUUCCUGCUGCUAAAACCCUUAAUGUCCAGUAAACCGUGCAGGAUGUUAACUUGCUGAUCACAACAAUGAGAUUGUGCUUUUGCGCUUCUUUCAAUUUAACUAGAUCACUCAUAGGUGUGCUGUCCCCUUUUCAGAUUGGGGGGGGACACUUAUUUUCACCCUGGCAAUGCUGGAUUUCCCAGUAACAUCCUUUGUUAAGCCCCCUCUCCCCCUUAUGCUUGUGAGAAGCCGUAAACUUACGCUGACGUAAGUAGAGAUUUGAGUGUUUUCUGCACAAACACUGCCUUUGGUUCUGCGACGUCAGUGAAUUUGAUGUUUGCAAUACAGCACACCUAAAGGGCUGGGGUUUUCACUUUCACUUCCAUUUAGUCAGUCACAGGGUGAUGCAAAUAAUAAUGUGCCUAAUUUGCAGCCUUUCUUUGAGGCUCCUCUCGAUGCCAAGCUGAGGUCUGUUUUAAGAUGUGCACCACUGUCUCCUGUCCCAGUACCUGUUCUGAAUUUUCUCUUCUGUACAAAAAAAAAACAUUUGAAGAACAGGUACUUUGGAAAUCAACCUGCAAGCUUCCAAACACUGACUGUUUUAAAAUACUAAUAAUAGACUCCCCAACAGCUUGUAUUGCUACUGUGCCCACCAUCAAGCGGCAAUGUAUUCAGAUACCGAUCUAUAUGGUGAUCUGACUAGGCAUUUGACCUUAAUCAGAGGAAGCCCAUCUUUGUCACUCAGCAGAGUGAGAUGCUGUUUGGUUUGUUUCUCAUUCAGUUGCAUGAAUGCGAUUGAAAUGUCCCUUGUAUCAUCUACCCCGGUGUGCAUAUUCGCAGAACAUGCAACUUAUUCUUGUCAUCGCCACCAUUUUAAGUGCCAAGUGCUCUUUUUCCUGAACCAGACCGAGGAGAGUGGAGACUCGUAGCCAGUAAAAUGAAUGAAUGAGAGUGUUUUAAAUUAAUAGUUUUGAUUGUUGUUGUUUGGUGGUGUUAUAUUUAUAUUUUUGUACAAUAUGGAAAAGAAAACAGUGUUUGUCGCAGUGAUAUUUACCCAUAUUUCUCUGGAUCAUGCACUGACUCACGAUUUGAUUUUGCAAUUUAUACAGUAGCCCCAAGUACAGAUCACAGGAGCUGACUAGUCUAACUCUGCUGAAAUAAAUAGAAUCUGAAAUAAAUAGUAACUACUUGGUGGGGUUCAUAGUUACAUCUCUAACCAUCCAGAUUCAUCAAAUUCAGGCAAUUUUACGCCUGUUUACAAUGUCAUCAUUAAUAUUAUUAAUUUAUUAGAAAAUCCAAUAAAUAUUAAUAAUAGUUCAAACACAAGUAUUAAUAAUCACGUUUGAAUCAAACGGCGUAUUUCAGUUUUCAACAUUUCCCUCAACUAGUUUUGUUAAUUUUACUAAAUUGGUCUUUUUUUCAUAUUUUGUUUCACAUUUUCCUUAAUCUGCCCAGGUCUUGUAACUUGAACCCAACAGAAGAGUUAUAGAGUGAUACCGUGUGGAAACAGGCCCUUCGGCCCUACUUUCCCACACCGGCCAACAAUGUACCAGCUACACUAGUCCCACUUGCCUGUGCUUGGUCCAUAUCCCUCCAAACCUGUCCUAUCCAUGUAUCUGUCUAACUGUCUCUUAAACGAUGGGAUAUCCCAGCCUCAACUACCUCCUCUGGAAGCUUGUUCCAUACACACCACGCUUGGUGUGAAAAUGUUACCCCUCGGAUUCCUAUUAAAUCUUUUCCUCUUCACCAUGAACCUAUGUCCUCUGGUCCUCGAUUCCCCUGCUCUGGGCAAGAGUUAACCAAUAUAUCUUGUGAACAAUCCUAUCUCUUAGAUGAAUUUCUGUCAUUCAAAUCACUUGCAGAUUUCACCUAUUGGUUUGUUGUUUAAAAUUAUUCACUUAAAUAUGUCCUUGUUUUCCAUUUACUCCAUUUAAUAAAAACAGAAAAGGCAAUUUGUACACGUAAACAGGCAGGACAUAUUCGUGAGCUCAUGAGCUCACUGGAGUUUAUAACCGCAUAGAACCCUCAAUAAUCCCCUGAAUUGCAAGAUCUUAUGUUCUCCCCUUUUUUUCUUAUCCUGGUAGCCUUCCAUUAAUAUGGAGGGGUAGCAAGUCCACUGGGCAAGAGGCCUGGAGUGUAAUAUUGAUCAGCAUUUAAAGCCAUGGUUCAAGAGAACACUCUCAAGUCUUCUUUGAAGUGGCUUGUGAGCAACAAUUUGUGCUGCAUCCAAGUUUAGGAGAGGGGGAGCACUGAGACAUCUUGUUAACUGUAAAACUUCACUCUGCCAAAUACUGGGGGAUGUGCAACACAGAGGUACGGCCAUUCUGCCAGCUGAUGCUAGCCCAAUAGUUCCAUCCUUGAACCCAUUCGUGAGCACAGUAGCCGAUCCAGUGACUUAAGGAUUCAUCAUUGUGAUUGGUCUAAUCACUGCCAUUCCAACAAAUGCAGGGAAUUUUACUUUUGUUUUCUCUCUUUGAUUUUUUUUUUUUUUGCAAUUGUACUGAAGCAAAAAGGGGCUGCUUCAAGUUGAAAAGAAAACUGUUUUGUCAGUGGACAAAUGCUGUAACUGUCUAAAAGUGUGAGGGGGUGGUUGUGGAGAAGGAAACAAGAACUGUUUUAAUUGUAGGUUCCAUUAGAAAUGUAUGUUGUUUCUUUCUGUGAAAUAAAAUCUUGUAAAUUGUAGUUACUGUAGCAGAUAAGUAAAAUAUACCCACCACGUGAAAAAAAAUCUAAUCUGUUCAUGGGAGCUUUUUUUGGUGGUUGGGUAUAUGUAAUCAGUUAAACUAUUGUAUGCCAUAUAAGUUAUUUAUAUAAAUUUUUAUUUUUGUAGUUGUACAGAAGUAGCCAUCUGACUGAAGUAUAUUUUUAAAGAGUAAAUAUAUAUUAUUAUAUUAUAUAUUGUUAAUUGGGUUCAUUACUAAGGUCUGGUGGACACCUCUUGUAUACAUCUGCAGAGUGAAGGAUGUGUACAGAAUUGUUACUGUAUAUGUUGUCAUCUUGUUUUGUUACUGCUCCCCGCACCCUUCCCAUUCUUGUUAAAUGAGGUGAUGAAUUGGACAUCCGGACACUGUGACCAAUAAGCCUGCUCCUUGUGACUGUAAUACUGCCGUGUUUAGUCUCCAGCACAAUAGGAGAUUAACUAACAAAAUAAAAAUAAACAUGAACCAUUUAAUCUAA